Messenger RNA from Neogale vison (American mink), 588 nucleotides. Its product is annotated as tubulin alpha chain. Gene Ontology annotation, molecular function: structural constituent of cytoskeleton; GTP binding. Bases 28 to 474 code for a protein of 148 amino acids. Gene Ontology annotation, cellular component: cytoplasm; microtubule. The transcript has a single exon. The record is from RefSeq and is a predicted model, not a curated record. Lineage: Eukaryota; Metazoa; Chordata; Mammalia; Carnivora; Mustelidae. Gene Ontology annotation, biological process: microtubule cytoskeleton organization; mitotic cell cycle.
GUGGUAGGCAGUGGACUAUCCAACCAGAUGGUGAAAUGUGACCCUCGCCAUGGUAAAUACAUGGCUUGCUGCCUGUUGUACCGUGGCGAUGUGGUUCCCAAAGAUGUCAAUGCCGCCAUUGCCACCAUCAAGACCAAGCGUACCAUCCAGUUUGUGGACUGGUGCCCCACUGGCUUCAAAGUGGGCAUUAAUUACCAGCCUCCCACUGUGGUGCCCGGUGGAGACCUGGCCAAAGUCCAGCGAGCUGUGUGCAUGCUGAGCAACACCACAGCCAUCGCUGAGGCCUGGGCUUGCCUGGACCACAAGUUUGACCUGAUGUAUGACAAGCGUGCCUUUGUUCACUGGAAUGUGGGGGAGGGCAUGGAGGAAGGAGAGUUUUCUGAGGCCCGUGAGGACAUGGCUGCCCUUGAGAAGGAUUAUGAGGAGGUCGGAGCGGAUAGUGCUGAGGGAGAGGAUGAGGGUGAAGAGUAUUAGGCUGUCUGCUAUGAUUUUUACACUCCGUUGUCUUGGGACUGUCUUUUUUCUGUUCUGGAAGCUGUCUGUCCGUGGCCCUAACUUGUCAAUAAAAGUGAUGUUUCUGUUUAAAAA